UCUUCCAUCAUUCCGCAAUCAACUCCCUCACUUGAAAAUUUCAUCGUUUAAAACUCAAAGCUAAUCACUUCUAUAUCAGAAAAGAAGAGACAUGGCUGAGAAGACCCAACAGGCUUAUCCUUCAGCCCCAGAAAACCAUGGCUACCAAAGAAGUGAUGCAGAGUCUUUGCUAUCCGCUGAUGAGCUGAAACGGAAGAAGAGAAUCAAAUUGGCCAUUUAUGUUGCUAUUUUUGUUGUGUUUCAGAUCAUUGUCAUAACUGUGAUUAGUCUCACAGUCAUGAAAGUUAAGACCCCCAAGGUCAGGCUAGGCAACAUCAAUGUCCAAGAGCUCACCUCUGUCCCAGCAACGCCUUCAUUUGACACAAAAUUCACAACACAAAUCAGGGUCAAGAACACAAACUGGGGUCCUUACAAGUUUGAUGCUAGCACUGUCACGUUUCUGUACCAAAGCACAGCUAUCGGACAAGUUGUUAUUCCAAAGAGCAAGGCGGGAAUGCUUUCCACCAAAAAAAUGAACGUUGAGGUGAGCUUGAGUUCAAGUGCAUUAAGCAGUUCCAAUUUUGGGAGUGAAUUGAGCAGCGGAGUAUUGACUAUCAACAGCACGGCUAGAUUGACGGGAAAGGUUGAAUUGAUGCUUAUAAUGAAGAAGAAGAAGGCUUCCACCAUGGACUGCACCAUUGCAUUCGAUCUGUCAUCCAAGACGCUCAAAAGUUUGCAGUGCAAAUGAUAAGAGACUUCCAAGAUGAAGAUUAUUACUAUUAUUUGUUUAUUCAUGUUUCUCAGUGUACGCCUUGGAUUUAUUGUAGAUGGUACUUUCUUUUUUCUUUUAUAUGAUUGAACAUAGAAACAUAUGCUUACAAAUCA
Molecule: messenger RNA, 864 nt
Organism: Pyrus x bretschneideri (Chinese white pear)
Lineage: Eukaryota; Viridiplantae; Streptophyta; Magnoliopsida; Rosales; Rosaceae
Exons: 1
Coding region: 92-727 (211 amino acids)
Source: RefSeq, a predicted model, not a curated record